AUUCCAAGACCUCUAAUGGCUAUGUUUUUCCAUCCUUUUGCAGACUUGCUUCCAAUAGCAGAGAGAAUGGCAACAGUGAAGCACAAAAUACUGGUUUUGUCGGGCAAGGGAGGGGUUGGCAAGAGCACAUUUUCUGCUCAGCUCUCAUUUGCCUUAGCCGCCAUGGAUUACCAGGUCGGUUUACUUGACAUAGACAUCUGUGGACCGAGUAUACCAAAAAUGCUUGGCCUAGAAGGGCAAGACAUCCAUCAGAGCAAUCUUGGAUGGUCUCCUUGUUACGUUGAGUCCAACCUUGGUGUUAUGUCAAUUGGUUUCAUGCUUCCUAACCCAGAUGAAGCUGUCAUCUGGAGGGGCCCUCGCAAGAAUGGUCUUAUCAAGCAGUUUCUCAAGGAUGUGUAUUGGGGAGAGCUUGAUUAUCUUGUGGUUGAUGCUCCACCGGGCACUUCUGAUGAACACAUUUCAAUUGUUCAAUGCCUUCUGGAGACUGGCAUAGAUGGUGCCAUUAUUGUCACAACUCCACAGCAAGUAUCUUUGAUUGAUGUACGGAAAGAAGUAAGCUUCUGCAAAAAAGUUGGAAUUAAUGUCCUUGGGGUGGUAGAGAACAUGAGUGGCUUAUGCCAACCAUUGAGAGAUAUCAAAUUCUUGAAGCCGUCAGGUACUAGUGAACAGAGUGAUGUCACCGAAUGGGCUUUGCAAUACAUGAAAGAGAGAGCACCAGAGUUGCUGAAUUUAAUGGCAUAUAGCGAAGUUUUUGACAGUAGUGGUGGUGGUGCCAUGAAGAUGUGUCAAGAAAUGGGGGUCCCUUUUCUAGGUAAAGUGCCAUUGGAUCCCCAACUAUGCAAGGCAGCUGAAGAAGGCAAAUCCUGUUUUGAAGAUCAGAAAUGCACUGCGAGUGCUCCUGCACUAAAGAGCAUCAUAGAAAAACUUAUCCCGAAAAGAGCAGCAGAGAAUGGUGUAUAGAGUAUAUCUUUUGUCUGUUUUGUUAAGUUAAGGAUAGUCUUUUUGUUGAAUGUGAGCAUAUCCAUAUGAAUGCCCGACCCUUUCUUUGCUUUGUGUAAUUGGUUUGACUAUAUAUGUUUUUACCCUACUUGUAUCAAUUUUUGCUAAUUAAACAAAAUCCGACACAUUACCUGCUUUGACUAUAUCUAUUGCUAUCAAUGCUGAGUUUAAUUUUAAUUUUUA
Messenger RNA from Chenopodium quinoa (quinoa), 1182 nucleotides. Its product is annotated as cytosolic Fe-S cluster assembly factor NBP35-like. NCBI's taxonomy places the organism in Eukaryota, Viridiplantae, Streptophyta, Magnoliopsida, Caryophyllales, Amaranthaceae. The record is from RefSeq and is a predicted model, not a curated record. Gene Ontology annotation, biological process: iron-sulfur cluster assembly. Gene Ontology annotation, molecular function: ATP binding; iron-sulfur cluster binding; ATP-dependent FeS chaperone activity. The coding region runs from base 16 to 960 and encodes 314 amino acids. The transcript has a single exon. Gene Ontology annotation, cellular component: cytosol.